AUGGACUUAUCAUUAUACCAAAAAAGCAACCUUCUCUAUGACCAAGAAUCAGUUCUCAGGUACCGACCAGGGGGAUAUCAUCCAGUGACCCUGGGAGAUGUCUUCAAAAACGAUCGCUACAAAAUAUACCACAAACUAGGAUGGGGCGGCUAUUCAACUGUGUGGCUUGCCAAAGACAGAGACCAAGAUCAAUGGGUCGCACUGAAGAUCAUGACCGCCGACUCGGAGGCAUCCCGAGAGCUCCAAAAUAUGAGACAUCUAGAAAGGGAAUGUCCUAGCAAUCUUUCUUCUGUGUAUAUCGUUCAGUUACUUGAUGCCUUCACACAUGAAGGCCCGAACGGAGUCCACCAGUGUCUUGUACUUGAGCUACUUGGCCCAUCCGUCAAUCAUGUUCUCAGAGAUUACUCUGACCCAUGCAGCCCUAAUGAUCCGCUCGAGCCCGAAAUUAUACUUCGAUUAUCUACCCAGGUUAUAAAAGCUGUCAGAUUUAUUCACUCUUCCGGCAUGUGCCAUGGAGAUGUAAGCGAUCAUAAUAUGGCAUUUACUUGCACCGCAAUCUUAGACGCAACCCCGGAGAAGCUUCUUGAAAUCAUUGGGUCUCCAGAGAUUGAGGAACUAGCUCGCAUUGACGGCAAACCACUCGAGAAGGGACAACCCACCCAGCUUGUAAAGGCAGCGGAAUGGGUUGACUGGAUAGACGAGGACGAAGAAGAAAUUCGUCUUAUAGACUUUGGAGAGGCAUUUCUCCAGGGAGAUGAGCCCGAAAGACUCCACCAGCCGGGCAUAUUACAGGUACCAGAGACAAUAUUAACAGAUAGCUUUGAUUACCGGCUUGAUUUAUGGCGCCUAGGUCUCGUGAUUUAUGCGUUUGCAUUCAUGGCGUACCCUUUCAUGUACCUUGGCGAUGACGAAUUUUUGGGGAUUUGCCGGUUGAAUGGCAGACGCAGUGGGAAGAGCUGCAGGCGAAAUCUGGAAUUUGACCAAGAGCACAAUAGGCUCGAAAGCAGGUUUGCAAGGAGAGUGCAAGAUCCAGAGCUCCAGCCUCUAAUGGCAGUUAUUAAAGGAUUCAUGCGCUUUUUGCCAAGUAGUCGCCUGACUACAGAGAAGGCACUUGAAUUGCUGCAUGUGUCCAGUGCCGAAGAAGGCAAACAUUGA
Molecule: messenger RNA, 1155 nt
Organism: Penicillium verhagenii
Lineage: Eukaryota; Fungi; Ascomycota; Eurotiomycetes; Eurotiales; Aspergillaceae
Exons: 6
Coding region: 1-1155 (384 amino acids)
Biological process (GO): regulation of mRNA processing; spliceosomal complex assembly; protein phosphorylation
Molecular function (GO): ATP binding; protein kinase activity
Source: RefSeq, a predicted model, not a curated record